Messenger RNA from Adineta ricciae, 579 nucleotides. NCBI's taxonomy places the organism in Eukaryota, Metazoa, Rotifera, Eurotatoria, Adinetida, Adinetidae. The record is from the annotation of a GenBank genome assembly.
AUGGGUUCGUCUUCGAGUAAAAAGCAGAAUAAUCAAAGUCAACAAGGAGUUCCUCUCCAGCAGGCUCCUCAACAGCAAGCGCCUGUACAGUCGAUGCCUGCUCAGCAGCCAGUUCCGCAGGGACAAGGUUUUGUACCACCUCAACAGCCUAUGAUGACAAGUGCUCCUCCUCAGCAAUCUGGUAUGGCACCUGUUUCUCAAUCGCGACCAGUAAUGACAGCACCUCAGCAACCUGUGAUAGUACCUGCUCCUCAACAGCCUCAACAACCUCAACCGGUGAUUGUAGCACAGCAACAACCCAUGGUAGUACCUUCUCAACAGCCUCAAAUGGUUGCUAUGCCUCAACAACCUCAACCGGUGAUUGUAGCACCUCAACAACCCAUGGUAGUACCUCCUCAACAGGCUCAACCGGUGAUUGUAGCACCUCAACAGCAGCAACAACCCAUGGUAGUACCUUCUCAACAACCUCAGAUGGUUACUAUGUCUCAACAACAACAGCCUAUGAUGGCUCCAAUAUCCCAGCAACAACCAGUGGUUGCUUCAGCACAAGCGCCGCCAGUACAAGGCGGCUACUUUUAA